Messenger RNA from Acanthosepion pharaonis, 966 nucleotides. The record is from the annotation of a GenBank genome assembly. NCBI's taxonomy places the organism in Eukaryota, Metazoa, Mollusca, Cephalopoda, Sepiida, Sepiidae.
AUGAUUUUCUAUGUUAACAUCUAUCUAUCUAUCUAUCUAUCCUUCAUACCGAUCUAUCAAUCUAUCUAUCUCUUCAUAUCUAUUUUUCAUAUCUAUCUAUCUAUCUAUUUCUUUAUGUAUAUCUAUCUAUCUAUCAAUCUAUCUAUAGUCUCUAUAUAUUUCUUCAUAUCUCUCUCUCUCUAUGUAUUUCUUGAUAUCUAUCUAUAUAUCUAUCUGUCUGUCAAUCUAUCUAUAGUCUCUUCAUAUCUAUCAAUCUAUUUGUUCAUAUCUAUCUAUAUAACUCUAGCUACCUAUUCUUCAUAUCUAUCUAUAUAUCUGAGAUUAACUCUGCCUUUUCCUUCAUUCAUAUCUAUCUAUCUAUCUAUCUAUCUAUCUAUCUAUCUAUCUAUCACCAUCUACCUGUCAAUCUGUUCAUAUCUAUCUAUCUAUCUAUCUAUCUAUCUAUCUAUCUAUCUAUCUAUCAGUAUAUUCAUAACCAUCUACCCGUCAGUCUGUUCAUAUCUAUCUAUCUAUCUAUCUAUCUAUCUAUCUAUCUAUCUAUCUAUCUAUCUAUCUAUCAUUAUAUUCAUAACCAUCUACCAGUCAGUCUGUUCAUAUCUAUCUAUCUAUCUAUCUAUCUGUAUAUUCAUAACCAUCUACCCAUCAGUCUGUUCAUAUCUAUCUAUCUAUCUAUCUAUCUAUCUAUCUAUCUAUCUAUCUAUCUAUCAGUAUAUUCAUAACCAUCUACCCGUCAGUCUGUUCAUAUCUAUCUAUCUAUCUAUCUAUCUAUCUAUCUAUCUAUCUAUCUAUCAGUAUAUUAAUAACCAUCUACCCGUCAGUUUGUUCAUAUCUAUCUAUCUAUCUAUCUAUCUAUCUAUCUAUCUAUCUAUCUAUCUAUCUAUCAUAUACGUCUUUUUCGUUCAUUCUUAUCUAUCGAUCUAUCUAUCUAAUCUAUCAAGCUGUGUAUCUGUUUAUAUCUAUUGUUAA